AUAAAUCCAAUUUCCACUAACACUCCCUUUUGUAUAUAAAAAUUAAAGCUAAAAUCACCGUUGAAACCCAAUCAAUCACACUUAUUGUCCACUGAGUAUUAAUUCUUAGAGUGAACGAAAAAGGCAUAUCCAAGUUCUUUCUUCCUGUCAUAAAGCCUUUGACGUUACGGGCUGGCCUAAUUUCGUUAUUGACCUAGAAUUUCAUUUGCAUAUACUCUCUUUUAACAAUAAACUAUAAGGGACUCAUUUCUCGUUUAAUAUCGUUUUGUUAACUACAUAACAAAACAUAUAACUAUCUAUAUGAGCAUAAUGAUAUAGAAAUAUUUAUUAACAACCUUUUGUAACCUCCAUAAAAAUAAACCUUAGCAAAAUUCAUGUGGGCUUGGCAAACUCACUUUUAUUCUCUCCAACUACUUUGUCAUGUGAUGCCCUUUUCUUUUCUCCGCACUAAUCAAUAUAAAUGUACUCCUCGCGGUUCAAAACAUAAAAUAGUUAUAUUUUUCACAAAAUUAAAAGAGUCUAAUCCAUGAAAAGAGAUGAACGUAACAUGCAUCAUACAACAUCAAUCAUCCAUGCAAGAAAAACAUGAACACUCCCAAAUAUUUCUCUCACUUCAAACUUAUAUAAACCUUACACUAAUUACACAACCCAAUCAGCAUUUGAUACAGUAUGGUGAUCAUCAAGUUAUUAAUACAUGUCUUAUUCUUCUUCCUCGUUAAUUCUUUUCAUCAAGUUCUUGGUCAGUAUAGCCAACUAAACACAACUUCUUCAUGGCUAAAGAAGCACACCAAAUCACUCACACUGCCAUUGGAUAAACCACCAAAGCCGCCGAUUUGUAAAAUUAUUGCUUGCAAACGGUCCGGACCACCAACGGCUCGAAAGAGAUGUUGUCGUAACCAAUGCGUUGAUCUCUUGUCCGAUCCAAACCAUUGCCGGUUCUGUUUCAAGAGAUGUCGGUUUGCUUUGUCUUGCUGCGGUGGAAAUUGCGUAGACACUAACAAUGAUCCUUCUAAUUGUGGACAAUGCGGGAACAAGUGUGAGCCUGGUGCACCUUGUGAAUUUGGUAUGUGUGGCUAUGCUGCUCCUUCGUCUCAGCCUGGAAAACGUCGUCGUCAUCCUAAACGGCCACGUCCUCCUCCUUCACCGAAAAAUGACGGUGAACUUCAUGAUGACCGUGAUGAUGAUGAAUAAAAUCUUACCGUAAGAAGAAAAUGAGAUUGGGUAUUGUUGUUCUACAUUGAUUAGUAAUUAUCGUGUGUUUUCGAGUUCAUUUAUUCAAUGAAUUUUAAUAAUUUGUGCUAGUUGAGUUUGAUUUGUGUUUAGCUUUCAUCAUGUUUCGUAUGUUGUAGUGUUAUAUGGUCGGUCUAGUUGUUAUGGUUGAUUUACAAAUGAAAUAUCAGUUAUAUUUGGUUCAUUUCGAUUUUUUUUUUGGUUCUAUUUUGUGGUUUCUUCUCAAAAUGAUAACCAUUAUAAAAUUGAAACAUGUUAUGGCUGUAGCUAUAGCUUAACUGUUAUUCAGUUGAAUCAGGAGAUUUUCUUUUUUGCUUUAUGGCCUUAUUGGUGAGGGAAGACGAUGUCGCCAAAUUAUUAGUUAAAGUUAUUUUGGCCCAUGAUAUGCAUGUGCAUAGUUGUAAUGUAUAAUUUUUUUUGCUAUCUAUAUUCUAGCAACAAAAAAUAUUCGUAUGAAUCUGAAUCAAAUAUUGACUGUAUUUAUUGAUUCUGAACAAAUUAUUGAUAGCAUGAAUUGUUAUGAAUGAAACUGUGAAAAUAACAAAUUUUGGAUAAUUAAUUAUGUUACUACACGUAUACACACAACUUGCAACAGACCACGAAAAACAAAGAAACAUUUUCGUUAUCAAGCUGUUUUUCAGAUGGAUAAUUAAUUAUGUGAAGUAGCUAAUAAUCUCUCUGUUAUCAAGCUGUAUUUCAGAUGGAAAUCCAUUACAAACCACAGGUUAGGUCGUACUUAAGUUUUUCGGAACGGAGAUGUAGUUGUUGUACUUCUAGUGUUUAUCAAAAAAAAAAAUUAGGAUCUCAGAUGAUAUUUUCGUCUGUUAUUGAACAUGGCCUCUUUCUUUUUUGUGACAUAAAAGAAGUUUAUUCGGCUAGAUAUCUGCAAGAGUCAUUAGGUCUACGCUCAAAUAUAUUUUUUGUUCUUGAAGUUUCUCGCAAUAAGGAAAUAAUCUAUACUAUCGCACAAGGCAUGGUUCAUUGGGUACUAUAAGCCAUUUGAAACUCGUAUCUUGGAACUACAAUCUCGUCGAAUAUGAAGUAUAAGUAUUCCACAGAUCCAGCCAGACAUCAUCAUCUAGUGGGCCGAUUGGUUUAUCUUGUCAUGAUCAGUCGUCCUAAACUUAGCUACGUUGUGCAACUUUUUGAACAGUUGCCACGACAAUGACAUUGGGUAACAACUAUUCUGUAUUUUUAUUAACCUUAAAGGUCCCUAGCCAAGGUAUUCUGCUAUGUUUUCAGCCAAGUCUUCACAUAAAUGCUUAUUGUGAUUCAUAUUGGCUUAUCCCCAUACUCAUUAAGUUUAUGGAAAACUAAGAAGCAAAAAUUGUUUCUUGUUCUUCUUAACAGGUUGAAUGAUAAGACAUGUCAUUCACAUAUUUUGAAUCACAGUGCCUUCAAGAACUAACCAUCCAAGAAGGACCCUUAUUAGUUU
Brassica rapa (field mustard) is the source of this 2665-nucleotide messenger RNA. Its product is annotated as stigma-specific STIG1-like protein 4. Lineage: Eukaryota; Viridiplantae; Streptophyta; Magnoliopsida; Brassicales; Brassicaceae. The record is from RefSeq and is a predicted model, not a curated record.